AUGUCUCAGAACUCUGUCCACACAUCGCACAGCGUUGUCGUGGUCCGGGAUUUUUUAAAAGAGCAUCUUCCGUCCAUGAUAGACAGUGCACAGUAUCUAACAGCCGUCGUCGGAGACGUAAUUGAUGUUAUAUAUGAACCGGAGAAUUGCGUGAGUCCUCAGAGGACGUGGAUAUAUGGGCGCAAGAGAGAAGCAGGUGACUGCGGGUGGCUACCAUCCACAUAUACUGUUAUGUUGAGCCGGGGAACUAGGCCUCUCUAUGAGCUAUCUUACGAAGAUCAGCUAUGGCUAGAAAACAGAUGCCUCACGCGUUUUGUUGAAAACGCCAUCAAUUACCUGCUUAGGGAUCGUCGAUACGCAGUUGAGGGAAUUUUCCGAUGUAGUGGAGAUAAGCGUAUGGAAAGCUGGAUAAUGGCGCAUGUUGCUCGAGCUGGGUCUAUCAAUUUUGAACAUGUCCCUGGCAUUACUGCACACUCCGUUGCGGAUGCCAUCAAGUUCUACCUUAAAAAGCUUCCCGAGUCCAUUAUUCCGCCUAGGCUUUGGACUCAGUUUAACGGACUUCUUCUUAAGUACAAGGAUAGCACUGUUCUCCAGGCCACGGAUUUCCCUGACGUGCAUUCACAGGUUUUUAGCCAGGGUUUUGACUAUACCGUUUGUCGACGAGAUGUUGGAAGUUUGAAUUUAUUAGUUGACGGAGUUCUCUCCAAAACUGCAGGCAUGGACCUAGGUGCUCAGGAGAAAUACGCAUUUCUCUUUGGUGAGGACUCUGUGGAAUCUUCAGCAGCAAGCUCUUUAUUUAGUUCUGAAGGCACACACGAGGAGCUCGCCGAGGAACCGGAGACGUUUAGUCUUCAGCCAUCACCUAUGCUAGACUCAGCUCUAUCUGAGCAAACGAAGAUUGUUACCGAUCAGGUUGUGUGUGAUAGAACAUCACUUGGUUUCUCAACGACUUCCAAUGCUGCCAACGAUAGCAUGAGCAAAGAACUGGAUACAAAUUCUUCCCAUGUGGAUGUUGCACAAGAAGAUGAUACGUAUCAGUCCUAUGAAUACAACCCACUGGGAUCUUACGGCGUUGGCCCAUACUAUCACACACAGCAGAUGGUGGAUGAUAUAACGGGGACCGACGAAGGUUGUGGUUCAACAGACAAUAGCACUGAGCUCCUCUUGGAAGAUUGCAAAGGAAGCCCCUCCUCAGUCAUGCCCAUAAACCACAUCCAACACAGCAGUUCCUCUGCAAGAUCGUUUGUAUCUGGAAAUCCAUGCACUCGCGAGAACAAGGGAGAAAUAGCUGCAGAGUUCAUCUUCAGGGUUCUGCCCUUGUCUCGUUUCAUUUUGCUUCGGAGCAUAAUGAUACUCUGCUGCCACAUAAUGGACGCCAUCGAUGUUACCAAAAUGACUCCGCAAAGCUUUAAACAGGUCUUUUACAUGUGCAUCUUGAAUGACCCCAACAACAACUUUUCAAUAAGCGUGAGCCAAAAGGUAACUGAGUUUUUGUUUACAAACUGGCCGCUCUUCGAAAAAUAUUACAACGCCAUUGGGAUCCCAUUCUUUGAUCCCGCAAUCCCCUUGCCCAGAUGCAAACGGAUGCACAGGGCCAAACAUACUAGUAUGCAGGGCAUAUUGGUUUAUGUCCUAGCCACUUUCGAUCCGGCAGAUUACAUUGGAAUAUCCAAUUCCAUUAGCUGCAUCAAGAUACGGCAAAACGAGAUAGUCGCUUUAGUGCGAACAGAAGGGAAGUGGGCUCUCGUUGACACCGGCCCUCGUCAAGGUUGGGUGGACCUAGCGUGUUUGCAGCACAACGAGCUGUUUUGUCUUGCUGAGUCUUUAGCACGUUACGAGCUGGACUCGCCAUCAUAA
Messenger RNA from Giardia duodenalis, 1857 nucleotides. Its product is annotated as putative Rho GAP. The record is from RefSeq and is a predicted model, not a curated record. Lineage: Eukaryota; Fornicata; Diplomonadida; Hexamitidae. Gene Ontology annotation, cellular component: cytoplasm. The coding region runs from base 1 to 1857 and encodes 618 amino acids. Gene Ontology annotation, molecular function: GTPase activator activity. The transcript has a single exon. Gene Ontology annotation, biological process: small GTPase-mediated signal transduction.